Sesamum indicum (sesame) is the source of this 1287-nucleotide messenger RNA. The record is from RefSeq and is a predicted model, not a curated record. Lineage: Eukaryota; Viridiplantae; Streptophyta; Magnoliopsida; Lamiales; Pedaliaceae.
ACCAAGUCAAACACCGAUCAAACUUUCCAAGAAACAGGUUUUCACCUUCCUGGAGAAAGGGUUGUGGAACAAUACAUCAACAUAAGUAUGAAAAUUUUCCAUCCAUCUAAUCAGGAUUUAGAACUCACACCCUCUCAAAUUACAACUUCGUUUUGGGAGUUCUUGCCGCCACCAUCUCCGCCGUCAACAGCUGAUCAGCAUGGCUGCAGGCGCCGUGAGACCCCUGACUUUCGAGGAGGCAUGGCCUUUUCUGCAGGAGGAAGCCAUCAACAGGAUCAUUGAUGGUCUUGACGGAGUGGAGACGCGUCAGUUCACUUCUGAAGAGUACAUGCGUAUCUAUACAACAGUGUACAAUGUAUGCGAACCAAAUCCAAUUGGCCCUGAAGUUCAGAAACUGUAUGAUUACUAUAAAAAGACAUUUGAAGACUACAUAUCCUCCAAGGUAUUACCAUCUCUACGAGGAAAGCAGAAUGAACAACUGUUGCAAGAACUGCUGAGAAGAUGGAAGAUUCACAAAACUAUGACUUACUGGAUGUCGAGGUUCUUUCAUUACCUGGACAGAUACUAUACUGUGAGGAGGAAGCUACCUUCACUUGUCACAACUGCCAACUUGGCCUUCUAUCAUCUGGUUUAUGGUGAAAUGAAUGAUCAAGUAAGAGAUGCCGUUUUAUCCUUGAGAUUGAUAAGGGCAUUGUGAGAGAAGCCAUCGAUAUCUAUGUGGAGAUAGCCGAUGGUUCGCGUAAAUACUAUGUGCAAGACUUUGAAGAAGCCAUGAUGAAGGCUACAACUGCCUUCUAUUCCAGAAAGGCCUUAGACUGGAUAACAAACCAGACCUACCAGGAUUACAUGCUCAAGGUUGAGGAAUGCUUAAACCAGGAGAAAGGCAGAGUUUCGGAUUAUUUGAAGUUCAGAAGCAAAUACAACGUCGUAGAGAUAGUACAGCAUGAAUUGCUCGUAGUACAUGCAAGCAAGCUAGAAGAGAAGAAACGUGUUUCAGAGGCGGCUGCUUAAGCUGGAAAACUGCUGUAUUGCGUGUCGUUCCUGGUAUAAAAAUUCUCUAAUAAAACAAAGGGAAUGUUUGGCCAUAGUGAUUCCGGACAAGUAAAAGAAUUUAGUUGAAUGUGUUAAAAUAUAAGAGAUCUGCAAGAAAAGAAGUAUAUAGUAUCUUCGAGCACUACAGUAUAUAUAUUGGGUUGUGUUUGAUGCAACUUUUUCCGUAUGUACUAUUGAAUAUAUACACUUAUGUCCUUUUUUCCGAGCUUAAUCUUCUAUUACAUUUUAACGUCA